CCGGCAGCCACACAUAGGACCUCGAUUGAGCCAUGGAGCAGCCUCACUCUGCCCUUGCCAUCGCUGCCUGCGUGGUUUUAGUUCAUUCCGGGGCCUCGUUGGUUUUCGCAUUCUACAACUUCUCCGUGCUACAGGUUGCUCUUUGUUUGCCAUUCGUGGUUUUGGCAUCCGCAGUUGCUGCUCGAGCCAUCCGGGGAGACCCAGCAACACUAGGUGGCAUUCGGGUUGGCCUGCAAGACCGUAAACUCUUCCAUCACGCAGUUGAUGCACUGGAAGGCAAGAAAGACAGGCCGCAGUAUGCCUUGAUUGCUAUGCCCAUCAACCAUUUUGGAGAGAGGGUGCGAUGGGUGCUUGAUCUGAUUGGUGCAGACUAUGAGGAGUUCACUGUGGGUGGCCUGAUCUCGGCUUUCUUGCGUGGACGCAGUGUGCCACACCUCAUUGACCGAAAAUCCUGCAGUAUGAUUGGAAAUAGCGACGAAUGCAUUGCAUAUUUGAGUGCUGUGUAUGUCCCGACGAUUCAAGAUUCUCAACUUCGUGAAAAGGCCGCUUCUUUCCUCGCGAGUAAUGAGCAAACCAGGAUCUGGAACAAGAAGCUCAAUCAAUUGGGACACUUGGUCCAAGGCUGGUGCUACUUCUAUAUCCUGGCAGGUGACAUGGACACAGAGGGGUGUUUGACUGCAUGGGGUGCGUUUGAACCAAAAGUGCCUUUGGUGCACCGCCUCGUUUUACGCCUUUUUGGUCCAGUCUUCAAAAGUAUGAUGCGCCUGGCAUUCGACCUUUCUUCCGUGGAAGUACGGGACAAACGUCGGGAGAUGAUUGAACAGGUUCUGGAUGACAUUGAUAAGACCCUCUCCAAGCAAAAAUACCUCACAGGGGCCUCCCUAUCUCAUGUCGAUAUCACAUUGAGCGCUUUGCUUGCCCCGAUGCUGGCGGCACACCUGGCCUGGGCACCCAAAAGCCGAUAUGCGAAUGGUCGGUUUACAUCAUUUCACGGUGCCUUUGAUCGGAUGCGCGGCAAGUGGCCCAGGGCUCUCAGUGAGUUUGAGCAGGCGCUUGUUAAGCGUCCUUGUGCAAAGUUUGUUAUGACGCUUUAUGAGGAAAUGCGCUCGAAGAAAUUGCAGUGAGAG
This is a messenger RNA of Cladocopium goreaui, 1127 nucleotides long. Lineage: Eukaryota; Dinophyceae; Suessiales; Symbiodiniaceae. The record is from the annotation of a GenBank genome assembly.